CAAGGUAACUCCAACUCCAAAGUGAGGUCUCCCUAGCUGAGAAAGCAAGAUUUGCUGACUUGCAAGCUUGCCUCCAGAAGAGCUCAACUAUUGAACAGUGUCUAGGAUGGCUAGCUGUGUUCACCUCCUCAUGCUGUUGACCACCUUCACUGCGAUCUUUGCCCAGCCCAAUGAAAUUCGCUCUAUCGCUAUCAAAGCCACUGAGGUCAAGGCUGAAGAAGAAGAUAUAAGGAAGACAACUGAGGAAGAAGGUCUUGAUCAGGAUCUGAUGGAGGAAAACAAAGUGGAAGACAUGAGAGAUAAAGAUGAUGAAGUAUAUUCCACAGACAAAACACCACUACAACCAGAUUGUGCAACAGGGUUCUAUGCACCUGAGAACGGCACCUCCUGUCAGCUGGACUGUCCACCUGGGUUUGUGCCUGCACCUGACGGUGCUAACUGCACCUGCGCACCUGGCCUGAACCUCUCACCUGAUGGGCUCACCUGUAGGCCAACAUGCGCACCUGGAUUUGUCCCUUCAGAUGAUGAGCUUACUUGCACCUGUCCAGCUGGUUUUGCCACUGCACCUGAUGACGGCUCCUUGUGCAUCUGUCAGGACAUCAAACACAACUGCAGCUGUCCAAACGGCCUUGUCCUGUCAGAAAAUGGCACCUGUUCCUGCACUGCAGCUGUCAGCUUCAUCAACGGAGAAUUCUUCUGCAUUGAAAAUACAACACUUUCCAACAGCACUGAAGAGGGUUGUCCGGAAGGGAUGGUCCCCUCUCUCGAUGAGUCAAACUGCACUUGUCCAAACAACUUAUUCUUCGAGGAAGAUGAAGCUACUUGUGCAUGUCCAGAAGGUCUUGUACUCUCACAAACACAUCUUGGGGACAUCUGUACAUGUCCUAAAGGUAUGGUGCUCAUCAAUAACGGCAGAAGCUGUGCUUGUCAAGAGGGCUUUGUACAAGCGGAAGAUGGCCAGAGUUGCGUUUGUCCCGGGAACUUGGUACUGCAACAGAGUGGAGAUAGGCAAAUCUGUUCCUGUCCAGAGAGAAUGACUUACACAGAGGACAGGCUGGCGUGUACCUGUGAAGAAGGGUUUGUGUUAACGAAAGACGAGAAAAGUUGCAAGUGUCCAGGCAAUCUACUUCUCCACACAGAUGGUGAAAAAGACUCUUGUAUAUGCCCGGAGAGAAUGGUGUACACGGAAGAUCAGCUCAACUGUACGUGCACAGAGGGAUUUGCGAAGACUGAAGAUGGUGAACGCUGCGUGUGUCCAGGCAACCUUGUCGCCGUGCAUGGUGGAGAGAGCGGGAUUGAGGUCUGCUCCUGCCCAGAAGGAAUGACUCUCAAAGAAGGGGCCACAAACUGUUCCUGUCCGAAUGGUCUUGUAGUAUCGGCAGCUGGACAGAGGUGCGAGUGUCCAGGCAAUCUUAUUCAGGUGAAGAAAGAAGAGGACGGUGAUGAUGAUGUUUGCAGCUGUCCAGAAGGGAUGACGUCAAAUGAGGAGGGAACAAGCUGCCUGUGUGCUGAUGGUUUGGAAUAUACUGAUGACAAGCUGGGGUGUGAGUGUCCAGGCAACCUGGUCUUUGAGGAUGAUGAUGAAAACUCCUGCAGAUGUCCAUGGGGUAUGAUACCAGUAGAAGAUGGCAGAAACUGCACCUGUCCUGAGGGUUACGUCCCCUCCCCCGAUGGUCUGUCCUGUGUCUGUCCUGGUAACCUGAUACUCCUGGAGGAUGACGUGACCUGUGGGUGUGACUACGGUCUGGAGCUGUCUGAUGACGGCCUGUCCUGUAACUGUCCCGGGGACUUAGAGUUCACUGAAGACGGUCUGGACUGUCAGUGCUCUGGCACCCUCAUCCUCCUAAACCUUGAGGGAGACUGUGGCUGUCCUGAAGGCUUUGACAGAGUCAACAAGUCACACUGCAUUGAUGUGAAUGAAUGUGAGGUUGACCCGAGCAUCUGUGGAAUGAACGCCACCUGCACCAACACAGAGGGUUCCUACACCUGCACCUGUUCAACUGGCUUCUACUUCGGCAGCACUGGCUGUGAAGAUUUGGAUGAGUGUUCCCUGAUCAGGCCUUGUACAGGCGUGUCUACCUGUAGGAACACACUUGGAUCCUAUCUGUGUGACUGUGGGCUUGGCUACAGGUUCUUUGAGGGCAACUGCACAGAUGUGGAUGAGUGUUCAGUUGAGGGAAGCUGCACAGAAAACGAGGAUUGUGAGAACAGCAUCGGCAGCUAUGAGUGCACCUGUCAUGUGGGAUACCAGAAACAGGGACAGUACUGUGUCGAUACGGAUGAAUGUUUUGAGGAUGCCCCAUGCGGCACCGUAGGAGUGUGCACCAACCUUCCAGGAUCCUUCAAAUGUGGCUGUCCAACUGGUUACCAUGGAAAUGGGAUAAUCUGUAGAGACAUUAAUGAGUGUAGAGUUAACGAGGAGAUCUGUGGAGAAGGUGCUGUGUGUGAGAACGCAGAGGGCAGCUACUUCUGCAGAUGUCUGCAGGGGUUUGAGAAGAUUUUUGCAGAUGGCACAUGUGAAGAUGUGGAUGAGUGUGCCAUACCUGGCACCUGCCCGGGUGACUGUGUCAACACACCUGGAUCCUACAGCUGCACCUGCAGACAAGGUUACACAGGGAACGGCACCUACUGUGAAGACCUGGACGAAUGUGCGGGGUCGGAGCAUGACUGUGACAUCAACGCUCGCUGCGGCAACACGGUGGGAUCAUACUUCUGUCAGUGCUACCAGGGUUUCCAUGGUGAUGGCUUCCGCUGUGCAGAUGUGAAUGAGUGUGUCCAGCUGGACAACAAUGCUGACUGUCCACAGCUGUGCAUCAACACCCCUGGCAGCUUCCACUGUGGCUGCAGGGAGGGCUACAGUAUGAUAACAGGCAGUGAUGACUGUGAAGAUGUUGAUGAGUGUGAUCAGGGUACAGCCGGUUGUGACCAGUUCUGUGACAACACGGAGGGCUCGUACGUGUGCAGCUGCAAACCUGGAUACCAGCUGCACAUCGACAAGAAGCACUGUGUAGAUGUGAACGAGUGUUUGAUCAACAACGGCGGCUGCUCCCAUGACUGCGUGAACAGUAAAGGGUCAUUCAGCUGUGAGUGUGGUCCUCAGCAGGCACUGGCAGCCGACAAAAAGACAUGUCUCAAUAUCACCACCUGCCAGGUGCAGAAUGGCGGCUGUGACCAGCUGUGUAGCCUAACGUUUGAUGGCUCAGCUGUGGAAUGUGCUUGUCAUGAUGGCUACCACCUGGCUGACAAUGGAUGGGAAUGUUUAGAUGACGAUGAGUGUGAAGAUGUGAAUGGCGGGUGUCAUCAGCUGUGUGUGAACACGCCCGGGAGCUACCACUGUGACUGCAGGGAGGGGUACUUCAGGACAAAUGCCACCAGGUUCAGAUGUGAAGCAACAUGUGACCCCAGGUGUAAAAAUAACGGUCUGUGCAUUGCACCAAACCAGUGCCUGUGUCCUCCUGGCUAUCCUGGACCACAAUGCACACCCAUGUGUUCCCCGCCGUGUGCACAUGGAGGCACCUGCCUCAGGUGGAACAGGUGCACCUGUCCACCUGGUUAUACCGGCAGAGGCUGUCAGCAAGCCAUGUGUGAUCAUCCAUGUCUAAAUGGCGGGAGGUGUAUCGGGCCCAACCAGUGUCAGUGUGAUUCUGGGUAUGAAGGUGACAACUGUGAGAAUCCUACCUGCACACCUGCAUGUGAGAAUGGUGGCAGGUGUAACGAGGUUAAUGUGUGCAUCUGCCCACCUGGAUACCGAGGGCUCAGGUGUCAAGUAGCUCCUGCCAUCUGUAAGCCAGCCUGUAAACAUGGUACCUGUGUGGGUCCCAACAAGUGCAAGUGUAAGGAGGGCUAUGGAGGCAGCAAGUGUGAGACAGCUCUUGUGAAAGAUUGUAAACCUCCCUGCCAACACGGUGGUACAUGCCUGCCCUUCAACAAGUGUAAAUGUGUGGAAGGCACAUCUGGGGUCAGGUGUCAGAAAAGGCACUGUCCCCUGAAGACCUUCAAGACUACGACUACCAGGGGAAUCCGUAAGCCAUACAGGGAGAAGUACCUGACACCAUGUGGGCCACUGGGCAGUAGAACUUGUACUGUGUACAGAAUCAACCAGAAGAGAGUAUACGUCCUGGCUUACAAGGUGGACUACAAGAUCCAGUGUUGAGGUCAUCCUACAGGCCAGUUGUCAGCUCUCUUACAUCUUGUUUCUUUCCUAAUCGUCUUUCCAGGCAAGAAAUAG
Branchiostoma belcheri (Belcher's lancelet) is the source of this 4228-nucleotide messenger RNA. Its product is annotated as fibrillin-1-like. The record is from RefSeq and is a predicted model, not a curated record. The transcript has 27 exons. Gene Ontology annotation, molecular function: calcium ion binding; protein binding. Bases 107 to 4153 code for a protein of 1348 amino acids. Lineage: Eukaryota; Metazoa; Chordata; Leptocardii; Amphioxiformes; Branchiostomatidae.